This is a messenger RNA of Triplophysa dalaica, 3953 nucleotides long. RefSeq names its product chloride channel, voltage-sensitive 1b (gene clcn1b). Gene Ontology annotation, biological process: chloride transport; transmembrane transport. Gene Ontology annotation, cellular component: membrane. Gene Ontology annotation, molecular function: voltage-gated chloride channel activity. The record is from RefSeq and is a predicted model, not a curated record. NCBI's taxonomy places the organism in Eukaryota, Metazoa, Chordata, Actinopteri, Cypriniformes, Nemacheilidae.
AGUCUGUGGAGAGUGUAUGUGUUUCAUAUGCUGUAACACAGGAGAGAGACACCGUGUGUGUUUAUUUUUGGCUCAGUGCGAGCGUGUCGAUGGCUGCCGAUGCGUCGCAAAGGAAAGCUCUGAGAUAUCAGCAGACCCUGCUGUAUGGAGAAUAUAGAGAGCAGGUGGGUAAUGUUGCCAGACGGGAGGCUACGCGUCUGCUAACGGAAAGGCAAUGGAGGAGACAUGCUGGAAAUGCCAAAGCAACCCGGAGAAGCCGCGGCCGUGCACAUCAUGCUGGUCUGGAGGCGGGGGCCAUGCGUCAAGGAUUAAGCCAGGCCUCGACUAUCAAAAAGCCCCGCCCAUAUUCCAAAUGCCAAGAUUGCCUGGCCAGAAUUCAGAGGUGUAUUGUAACAAAGCUCGGGGAGGACUGGAUCUUUCUGGUUCUCCUGGGUCUCACUAUGGCUUUGGUUAGCUGGAGUAUGGACUAUGCCAGUGCCAAGAGCCUGCAGGCAUAUAAGUGGAUGUAUGGAGAGCUGAAGGGAAAUGUGGGUCUGCAGUAUCUGGCCUGGAUCUCAUAUCCCAUCAUCCUUAUUGUAUUUGCAUCCCUGUUCUGUCAUCUGGUAUCUCCACAAGCUAUAGGCUCUGGGAUCCCUGAACUAAAGACUAUUCUGAGAGGCGUGGUGUUAAAGGAAUAUCUCACUCUCAAAGCGUUUGUGGCUAAAGUCAUUGGUCUUACGGCUGGUCUGGGCAGUGGGAUGCCCAUCGGAAAGGAGGGUCCGUUUGUGCACAUUGCCAGUAUCUGUGCGGCAGUGCUGAGCAGGAUCAUGUCCAUCUUCACCGGUGUGUACGAGAAUAGCGCCCAUGUUCAGGAUCUACUGGUCUGUGCCUGUGCGGUGGGAGUGGCCACCUGUUUCGCCGCCCCAGUGGGAGGUGUGUUGUUUAGUAUUGAGGUCACGUCGACAUAUUUUGCAGUGAGGAAUUACUGGAGAGGAUAUUUUGCCGCCACGUUCAGUGCCUUCAUAUUCAGAGUACUUUCAGUGUGGAACAAAGAUUCUGUCACUAUAACAGCACUCUUUCGAACAAACUUUCGUAUGGAUUUCCCCUUUGACCUGCAGGAACUGCCAGCUUUUGCGAUUAUCGGGAUUUCAUGUGGGUUUUUAGGAGCGUUCUUUGUUUAUCUGAACAGACAGGUUGUUCUGAUAAUGCGGAGACAGACAGCUCUCACGCGAUUCCUAACAAAACACCGGUUGCUUUACCCCGGUGUCGUGACACUGAUUAUAGCCUCUUUAACUUUUCCUCCGGGUUUCGGACAGUUUAUGGCAGGAGAGCUGAUGCCCAGGGAGUGCAUUAACUCACUGUUUGAUAACUUCACCUGGACGAAGAUUUCAGGUUCCCCCAUGCCACCUGGACUGGGUCAAUCUGCCGCCUGGCUCCACCCCCAAGUCAGCGUUUUUGUCAUCCUUCUCCUUUUCUUCAUCAUGAAGUUCUGGAUGUCUGCAGUCUCUACAACAAUGCCUGUCCCUUCUGGAGCUUUCAUGCCUGUUUUUAUCUUGGGCGCAGCAUUCGGACGUUUGGUGGGUGAGAUCAUGGCCACGCUCUUUCCAAACGGAAUUCUGUUCGAUGGGAUCGUAUACCAAAUCCUUCCAGGAGGCUACGCAGUAAUCGGGGCGGCAGCAAUGACCGGGGCAGUCACACACACGGUUUCCACAGCGGUGAUUUGUUUUGAGCUAACAGGGCAAAUUUCACACAUCCUGCCCAUGAUGGUGGCCGUGAUCCUCGCCAACAUGGUGGCUCAGGGUCUGCAGCCUUCUCUUUAUGACUCCAUCAUUCAGGUGAAGAAACUACCCUAUCUCCCUGAGCUUGGGAUCGGACACAUCAGUAAGUAUAAUAUCUUUGUGGAGGACAUCAUGGUGAAGAAAUUAAAGUUUCUAUCACCUCAGUCCACAUACCGAGAACUGAACGAGCUACUUGACUCCACGUCCCUUAAAACCAUCCCACUCGUCGACUCCAAAGAGUCAAUGAUUCUGUUGGGCUCCAUCGAGAGAUGUGAACUUCAGGCUGCCUUUGAUUGGUGGCUGUCAGCAGAGAGGCGGGUCUAUAACCAGAGCGAGGGCGUGCCCGACCCCGGGUCACAGGUCAGCUGGGAGUCCUUCCCUUUUGUGGAUGAGGAGGUUGGAGAGGAAAAUGGAGAGAGGGCUAACACAGUCUCGGAAGAGCGCAACGGCCCACUGGGGUCCACUAAAAGCCCAGACAUCAUCCCUAAUCACACAACAACUGGUGCCCUACGGGUCAUGAGGAGAACUCUGCAUCGCCUUUUCUCGUCCUUUUCCUCAUCGCCACAAAGUGAGCCAGAGAGCCCGCCGGCCCCUCCUGUAGCCGAAAACAUGACUCCUGAAGAGAUUAAAGCCUGGGAGGAGGAAGAGCAGGAUAAGCCGAUCGACAUCGAUCAGAUCCGCGUUGACCCCUCACCUUUUCAGCUGGUGGAGAGAACAUCUUUGCAUAAGACUCACACUUUGUUUUCUCUGCUGGGUCUCAGUCAUGCCUAUGUAACCAGUAUUGGUAGACUGGUUGGGGUGGUGGCACUAAAAGAGCUCCAGAAAGCGAUUGAAGGUUCGACCCGCAGCGGAGUGCGACUACGUCCCCCUCUGGCCAGUUUCAGAGACGCAAGGCGCAAGGCCAAAAGACCCUCCCAUUCCCACUCUAGCCCGUCCUCUCCCACACGGGACAGAGAGUUAUGGAGCGAAGGAGUGAUACGAGAAACUAAAGAAGAGUCCGUCAGCAGUUGUGUCCAGACGACAGGAACGGAGUGUAAUAUCGCCAUAGGCGACGCUAGCAAAAGUUCCACCAAUACGUCUCAGGAGGAACUGUCUUCACCUUCAUCCACGAUCCCUCUCUCUUCUCUUCAUUCCGUGCCUGAAGGAAAACCGAAUGGUGAUAGAGAGAGCGACGAGGAACCUUUAUAGUCUAUUGUUUUUAAUUUUCCUCUUAUACAGCCUUCCAGGGGUAGAUCAACCUUAUUAUGGUGCCGCCUUCAUGCCCAGGAUGGGCAAGAGAUGCAACAUGGGACACAUUGUUUUAAAGGGGUUUCUUCGCUCUCCAGACCGGACUCUCUUAGAGGUUCUUAUUUAGUUAUGUGCAUCUAUAAAUUUGUACAUAUGGACACGUCUCACUGAAUAUCAUUGCUACGGCUCCUCGUGUUUGUCAAUUUUCACAGUCAAUCACUUUUAAAUGCUUUAACCUUUAAAGUUCACCAAAAAAUAAAAAUUCUGUCAUUAUUAACUCACCUCCUUGCAUGGAAAUCUACUGUAUAGGAGAUUCUUGGUAGAAAUCAUAUUUAUAGUGACCAAAAAGAACAGAAAACAUCAAAAAGCCCAUGGUUUUGGCCAUAAAUGAAAAUAUGUGAUUUUUACAUUGUGUUUCAAGACAUACUGUAAAAACCCUCGUCAUUUUACAAAAUUUACCUGUUUUUUUCAAAAUACGGUCAAAAACCGUCAAAUUACAAAAAAUACAGCAAAUUUACAAGAAAACAGAGAAAGUCAUGUUAUUUUACCGUGGAAAAACUGUUAUUUUCAUAAUAUUCCUGGCGCCCCAGCUGCCAGAAAAUUUCCUUUUUUUUUUACAGAUUUUUUUACAGUGAUAUACUUUGUGCAAUAAACAGUCAAAGUAUGUUGAUUUAUUAGAUUUAUUGGGAUUAUUUCAAACGGUGAUAGUGUGAACUACUUUAAAUAGCUUUUUGUUUUAAGGAUUUUUUUUAUUUUUAAACGUUGAUGGCCAUUGUUCAAUAUUAUCAAUGGUACUAUUUAAAAGAACAUGAGGGUAAAUAAUAACAGAAUCAUGUGACCCUAAAACAUGACAUUAGGUUAAACCUAAUGUAGUCAGGUUCAUUUAGCCAUCUUCUUAUAUUUUGGAUGAAUCUAGUUCAUUUAGAUUUUAGCACAUGAAGCACAUUUUUAGACAGAUCAUUUUUUACA